CCUUCAUCAUCAUCAUCAACAUGGCUGCCGCAGACCAAGAAACCCACGCCAGGCCGGUCCGUCCUCGUUCCUACAAAAACAAGAGCCAUCAGCGCGGGUUUCUUGGAGCUGUGGGUGACUUACAGAAGGACGGGGUACUGCAGGAUGUCGUUCUUGAAGUCGAGGGCCGGCGGUUUCCCUGCCAUCGGCUUGUUCUAUCCGCGACCAGCCCCUACUUCAGAGCCAUGUUUACAAGCGACAUGGCGGAAAGUCGACAGGAAACGGUGCUUUUACAAGGUUUGGAUGCAGAUGUGUUAAAGGAGAUCCUGAGUUACAUUUACUCGGGAACCCUCCAUGUGUCCCUGGACAGUGUGCAGCACAUGUACCAUGCAGCUGACCUCCUGCAGCUGGACUAUGUGAGAGACUCCUGCAGCAGCUACAUGACCAGGAAUGUGGAGCGGUCCAACUGUGUGGACCUGUACAAGUUUGCUGAUGUCUUCUCUGUGAAGAUUGUCAUGAAAGCUUGUCUGCAGUCAAUUGCCAGGAACUUUACUGAGAUUGCCUCCAGUGAGGAGUUCUGCAGCCUGAGUGUGAAUCAGCUGACUGAGAUCCUCAGCCAUGAAGAGCUGGAUGUUGAGGAGGAGACAGCAGUGUGGGAGGCUGUGGUGAGAUGGGUGCAGCACAACAAGGAGGACAGACUGCAGCACCUACCCAUCAUCCUCCCUCACAUCCGCUUCAACCUGCUGACUCCGUACAACAUGGUGACCAUCCUAGACCACCCCCUGGUCAGAGAGGAUCCUGGGAGAUCGGCCAUCAGGAAUGUGGUAAAGGAGGCGUCCAACCAGAAGAGGAGGUUGGGGACGGACACACUGGAAAUGGCUCUACUUUUCCCUGAACGCUCAACUGAUGAGAUGCUGUGGAUAAACCCAGGAGAAGAUAAGUACAUCAAGUGUCAGUAUGACCUAUCUCCGCUUGCGGGCACUGUUACUCGUGAUAACGACAUCUACAUCCUGGCUGAAGCGUCACAGCGUAAUUGUGUCCUGUUCAAGUACAACCAUGUCCAGAACACCUGGGAACGGAUGUCUAAGGUACCAAGGGUGGUGGUGAUAGACCCACACUAUCCAGAAACAGACUACCUUCUGGAAAUCGAUGGUCACCUUUUUCACCUUCUCGUGACAAAUUCAGCGGUGGUGUUUAAGAAAUACAACCAUCUCACAAACAAGUGGCACGACUGUUCAAGGCCUCCCCACGAGAGGCUCAGCACGACGGAUGCAGUGGUGUCCUGCAAUGAUCGCAUCUACAUCUUCACGCAGACAGAUGUACUUAGUUACGACCCAAGGGAAGACCAGUGGUGCAGGAAAGCUCCAUCAGACUACAUUCAUCAAGUCUACAAUGCUGUUGCCAUGGGUACAGAGAUCUUCUGCACUGAUCUACUCUUUGAGAAGACAUUGGUGUAUGACACAGAGGCAGACAGCUGGUCAGAGCUUUCAGGGUGGCAGGACACAAUUCAUGGCAUUGAAAACAUCACUGUCUUUGUACUCAAGAACAAGCUGCAUGCAGUGGUAGACAGCUGGGAUGAGAUAAACAAGAUUCAACUGGUGUUUGUGUAUGACUGGGAUGAAGAUGUCUGGACUGAGUUGGCUACUUUGCCUCGUACUAGUGGUAGGGAUUGGGAUAUGUUUCGUCCUACGUUCCCUGUUGGUCGUAUGUACCUACCACAUCUGAAUGCCAGCCAAUAGUGCUGUUUACCUGAUACCAAUACCUGUACCUGUAGAAAUUUUUAGGUACAGGUCUGGACCUGAACGUCUAUUGGUAGUAUACCUGUACCUCAGCAAAAUUGAACACUAGUGGACACAAUAUUUUACAGGUAAAAGUUGUUUAGGUACACAGCUCUACCAGCCAUGCACCAAAUCCAGGGGCUCAUGGAGAGAAACCACGUUUCAAACAUGUCCAACAAACCAGAGAUUUGGAACAUUGUGGAAUGUCUUUGUGGAUUGGAUUUACAUUCUGUAGACUAAGAAGUCAAUUUCCUUGUCAAAGUUGAUUUAUAGUUGAGUUAUAGUUACUGUAGUUUCCAUGGAAUAGAGAGAAGGCACUGGUCACAUUCAAAUAUUUGCCUCUCCAGACCAAAGGCCUAGCAAAAUAAAUGCUGUGUUUCGAGUUUCAGUCCUGAAGAAAUAGGAUCAGUAGGUAGGGGUUUUCUUUUCCAUUAUUUUCUGUAUCUGUAUAACCGGUAUAACCGCCUUUCAGUGUAACACACCAGCUUCAGUGUAACACACAAGGUGCAGUGGCAGCUGGCUACAUUACACCGAUCGACUUGUUACACUAACCCUUGAACAUCUAACUCUAGACAUUGUUUAAAGCUAUCUAAUGAAAAAAUGACUUUUUAGGUUUCAGCUAAAGUGAUCUAACAAAUAAAGUUUUUAGUGCAUAGGGACUGUCUCAAUUCAAGGACUCAUCCACCUAUUUGCUUGUGAAAAAAUAUUCCACCCAGUUUACUACAGAAAAAAUUGCUUCUGAAAAUAUGUUAAAUGGCAUUUCAGAGGGUUUGAAAUUCAGAUGUCAGAUCAAAAAUUUUAUAUCCUUACCAGCGGUUGAUAAACAAUAAAGGCUAGGGUCAGCGGGCUUUUACUUGGGCCAGUUCACUCAGUUGGGAAACUGGAAACACAACAUUUUUCCUACAUGUUGACCUCAGCAGUCCUGUCAUACAGUAGUUUAGUUUAGGCCACAGCAAGUAAAUUUUAUGGAUGACAUCCUCAGCAGACCCAAUUCUUUAUUUCCAUACCAACAUUACAGACAUACUAUAUGGAAUUAUAAUGUUACCUGGAUGGUAUUGGUAUCGGCAUUUUAUAUUAUAAGCCUUGUUUUAAGAAAUUAUACCUGAUAUUGUGGUAGCCUGGCCUGACAGGCUUUUCCGUAAACCCUGUUGUUACUUUUUCUUAAUCCUCAGAAAAUGUAUGUGACUUGAUGAAAUAAAAA
Branchiostoma belcheri (Belcher's lancelet) is the source of this 2958-nucleotide messenger RNA. Its product is annotated as kelch-like protein 24. Gene Ontology annotation, molecular function: protein binding. The coding region runs from base 21 to 1718 and encodes 565 amino acids. Lineage: Eukaryota; Metazoa; Chordata; Leptocardii; Amphioxiformes; Branchiostomatidae. The record is from RefSeq and is a predicted model, not a curated record. The transcript is spliced from 5 exons.